Messenger RNA from Prosopis cineraria, 830 nucleotides. RefSeq names its product cysteine-rich and transmembrane domain-containing protein WIH2-like. The record is from RefSeq and is a predicted model, not a curated record. The transcript is spliced from 3 exons. The coding region runs from base 115 to 480 and encodes 121 amino acids. NCBI's taxonomy places the organism in Eukaryota, Viridiplantae, Streptophyta, Magnoliopsida, Fabales, Fabaceae.
CUUUUGUGGUACCGUGGCAAGUGGUAAGGGGGCUAAAGCUAAUCCUUUUCUAAUUAAUCAAGCUGCCUCAGAGCGGAGUUGAGACGAUCCCUUUGUGAUCUCCGUCUCGGCCAAAUGAGCAGCUACCAGAGACUCCCUCAAGAAGCCUACCCUCCUCCAGGGUACGGAUCUUACGCUCCGCCACCUGGCUACCCAUCGGCGCCACUGCAACCACACGAAGGGUACCCUCCACCGCCGCCACCUGGGUAUCCAGGAUUCCCUCCUCCGCCACCGGCGCCGCAGCAAUGUCCGCCAUAUCAAGGUUAUCAGGGUUAUUUCAAUAACGGGUAUCCACCACCACCUCCUCCUCCCCCAACUUACCAACACCAUCACUGCGAACAUCAUUAUUACGAUGGUUCCACCGGUUGCGCCUCAUUCUUGCAAGGCUGCUUGGCAGCUCUCUGUUGUUGCUGUGUGCUUGAGGAGUGUUGCUUUUUCUGAUGAUCAGUUAUAGCUCUCUGGAGAAAUGUUGCUCGAUGGUCUGAUUGAUAUGUGUGGGAUCUGAUGAGUCUUUGGUCAUUCAUGUAAUUCUUCUUGGUCUUUCAACCCCCUCCCCUUUUCAUCCAACUCUUGUGUGCAUAGGUUCGUGUUCUGGUUUAUGGAAGUCUCACUGAAUGCACAGUGAUAUUUGGAAAUUUAAACUGUCUAAAAUUCACAGGAUAACAGCUAGAGGUGUGGUUAUAGAUUGUUCUUAUCUUUAUCAACCAAUCUCUUUCCAUCGUACUAGACUUGACAGUUUUAAGGUAAUUUAAAGGGAAAAUAUUAUUUUUGAUCCCUGUACUUUUCUCAAA